CGCGCCGUAACAAUGCUCUACGUGGCGGCGCAACCGCACCAUCGGUUGAGCUGUUUCGUGAAGCGCGUGUACGCGUGUACCAUGGGCGAUAGUGCUUCCAAGAACGAUUAUAUGUGUUUGCGAAUUAUUGCCCGCAAGUAAGUGUUCAUUUCCCGAACGCCUUAGAUGUGUAUACCCACGUAGUACCGCUGACGUGUGCUAGUGUUGAGCUCCUUGUGGUAGAAAAUGCCCCUACUUGCACUCGUACGAAAAGUGUGCGGCGACAUCGGCGAAGUCGGCGGUGGCAGCGACGAUGAAGAAACAGCAGUGUUUGAAAACGCCAGAUAGUCCGCCCUGCCUUCCCAAUGCCUCCACGUUCGCGUGGCUCCCUCUGUCAUCCUGAUGUAGAGAUGAAUGCCUUUCGUAGAACAGUUCUGCGGCGACCGGCGAACGUUUGCUAUUCACUGCUGGCACGGUCGCAAGCUCUGUUAAUUCCUGUAGCGAGAUACCGGCAGACGCGGUUCAGCUCGCGGCGGGUGCGGAAGCGCGUCAUCUUCAAGAACGGCGACUGCAACGUGGUGCAGGGCAACGUGGCGAAGCGGCGGCGCCGCUACCUGCAGGACAUCUUCACGACGCUGGUGGACGCGCAGUGGCGCUGGACGCUGCUCGUCUUCGCGAUGAACUUUGUGCUGAGCUGGCUGGCGUUCGCCGUCAUCUGGUGGCUGAUCGUGCUGUCGCACGGCGACCUGGAGCCCGAGCACAACGAGAAGGUGGCCGCCGCGCUCGGCCGAAACCUCUCCGACGUCGACGCCGGCUGGCGGCCCUGCGUCCGCGACGUGUCCGGCUUCGCCUCGUGCUUCCUCUUCAGCGUCGAGACGCAGCACACCAUCGGCUACGGCUCCAAGCACACCACCGAGGAGUGCCCGGAGGCCAUAUUCGUCAUGUGCCUGCAGAGCAUCGUCGGGGUCAUGAUUCAGGCGUUCAUGGUGGGCAUCGUGUUCGCCAAGCUGUCGCGGCCCAAGAAGCGGACGCAGACGCUGCUGUUCAGCCGGCACGCCGUCAUCUGCCAGCGGGACGGCUUCCACUGCCUCAUGUUCCGCGUCGGCGACAUGCGCAAGUCGCACAUCGUCGAGGCGCACGUGCGCGCCCAGAUCAUCCGCAGGAAGGUGACGAAGGAGGGCGAGCUGCUGCCGUACUCCCAGCAGGAGCUGCGCGUGGGCGGCGACGGCGAGGAGGAGAAGAUCUUCUUCAUCUGGCCCACCACUAUCGUGCACCGCAUCGACAAGUGGUCGCCGCUGUACCCCCUGUCCGCCUCGGAGAUGCUGCGCGAGCGCUUCGAGAUCGUCGUCAUUCUCGAAGGCGUGAUCGAGUCGACGGGGAUGACGACGCAGGCGCGGUCGUCGUACCUGCCCAGCGAGAUCCUGUGGGGCCACCGCUUCGAGCCGCUGGUGACCUUCAAGAAGGAGACGGGCGAGUACGAGGUGGACUACAGCCUGUUCAACAACACGUACGAGGUGGAGACGCCGCUGUGCAGCGCCAAGGCGCUCGACGAGCUGCGGCAGGCGCACGGCAAGGCAGAGUGCGGGCCGUCGCCGUCGGCGUCGCCCGGCGGGCCCGGCAAGGCGCGCUGCGGCCUGCGGGCGCCGCCCGACUCUCUGGAGCUGCACAGCGCCAGCGGAGACUCCAACAGCGAGGACGCGCCCACCGUCGUCACCGUGACGUCACCGCUGGACGCCGCCGGCCCCGAGUCGCGCAUAUAGCGCGCGCCCGCCCGCGCCGCCGACGCCGCCAAGGCCAGGGGCUGACGGACCGGGCGAGCUAGAGGGGCGGUUCGGGGGAGCGAGCCAACCGAAGCGGCUAGGAUGAAGGCGGUCGGCCGAACGAGACGGCGCGUGGCGUGGCUUGCCGCGGCUCCCCCCUCUGCGGCUGCGGGCGAAGCCGGCUGUGCCGAGGCGAGCCGCCGGCGGCUGCCCGCUCCGCAGUCUGCACGCGGUCCGCUCGGCGCGCGCACACCCGGCGUUCCGACAGUUCGUGACUGCGUAUGAGGAGCGGACCCCCAUCGUGCCCGACGAGGUGUGGGCGUUCUGCAGAAGCCGCUCGCACCGCUUGGAUGAGCUCGCGACGGACUAUAGUGAUGACUUCUGUGGUGUGGACAGCACGGUAGCUGAAGUGCGUUCUGUGUGGACUCGUCAAGUUGCAGUUGACGCGCGACAAGAUUUGUGAUAGUGUUUAUACCUUUUUUUAGCUUUUCGUUCAUAUUCUGCCCGUGUUACGUGUGACCAUAAAAAGACAUCUGAUGUGUAAAUAUUCCGACAGUACCCACUCAUCCGUAGAAGUUCGUGUCAGUAAACGUUUGUGCGGUUUCGAACAAUCUGAGUGAAUUAUAUCUGCCUCCAAUAUCACGCGAAGCAGUUGUCGCUCACACGAGCUCGCUUUUAGAUUAAAGGGUGGGAAAGCGUCACGGAACUGACGCAGAAUUAGCUUCCGGGGAUAUAGAGGUAUAGGAAGUAACUGAGCUUUAAUUUACUAUUUCUGUGCCCGUGGAAUGGACGUCGCUAUUCGUGUGUUCUUACCGAAUUUUAUAUGAGGUCGCUGAGACCUGCAUGGCCGUCCUUUUGCUGGCUUUUGAUUUUGUACGUUUUAUCCAUCAUUUGCUGUUGUGCGUACGCAGUUCUCAACGGUGUGUAUUGCCACAAAAGGAAUCCGUUCCGUAGGUAUAAAGUCUGAAACGUUAAGUUCUUCCACAUGAGAGCUGCUUUCCAGAUAUUUAAGAAGAAAAAGACUUGAGCUGUUUUAUAGAGCCGUAACAGUUUUCAUUGAUGUAACGUAUACGAUGAAAAAGGUUUACUAGCGAGUGUAAAAAAAGGUAAAAAGUGUGUGUGUGAUACGGCACUGACUAGUCAGUGAGAACGCUUAGUGGUAAUUACUGAAAGCUAGCAGCUGGAAUAACUAUCGUUUUGUACAGUUUCAGUGCAUGGUGAGAAGCGAGGAUCGAAUUAUGUUUUCCGUGGAGUAAUUGUACGCAGCGGAGAGAAACAAUAAAUUGUUUAUUGAAACAAUA
Schistocerca nitens (vagrant locust) is the source of this 3040-nucleotide messenger RNA. RefSeq names its product G protein-activated inward rectifier potassium channel 3-like. The coding region runs from base 345 to 1739 and encodes 464 amino acids. Gene Ontology annotation, biological process: potassium ion import across plasma membrane; regulation of monoatomic ion transmembrane transport. The transcript is spliced from 8 exons. NCBI's taxonomy places the organism in Eukaryota, Metazoa, Arthropoda, Insecta, Orthoptera, Acrididae. The record is from RefSeq and is a predicted model, not a curated record. Gene Ontology annotation, cellular component: plasma membrane. Gene Ontology annotation, molecular function: inward rectifier potassium channel activity.